Brassica rapa (field mustard) is the source of this 2951-nucleotide messenger RNA. Its product is annotated as asparagine synthetase domain-containing protein 1. The record is from RefSeq and is a predicted model, not a curated record. Gene Ontology annotation, molecular function: asparagine synthase (glutamine-hydrolyzing) activity. Lineage: Eukaryota; Viridiplantae; Streptophyta; Magnoliopsida; Brassicales; Brassicaceae.
AGUGGGAAUGUUAUCUUUCGUGUUCAUCAGGGUGAAAAUACCAAAUAAUAAAAAUAAAGAAGCCCCCGGCGAGGAUCGAACUCACGACCUUUCGCUUACGAAGCGAACGCAAUACCACUAUACUACGGAGGCGCUUUGAUCAACACGUGAAACGUUAAUUUUAAGUUUACGCUUUUACUCGUAGAUUAAAGCAACUUCGCCUUUACUGUUGACGUGAAGGAGACCAGAGAGAGACGCCGCCGGAGAUUAUGUGUGGGAUUGCAGUUAUAGUGUGCGGCGUCCGUAUCGAACUCUCGACGCUUUCUUCUCCCUCGGAGCCUCCUUUCGAACGAUUACAAUUCUCUGUUGAAGAUGUGAAGUGUGUGUUAAGCCAAAGAGGUCCUGAUAGUGUAGGAGAAAAGAAGAUUCUUCUUCAACCAAAACUACCAACUUGUGCUCAAGAAUCUGUGUCUAUCUCUGUUUUUGAGGCUGGCGAAGGAACAUGUAACCUUGAGAAUGCUACUGCAUCCGGUGAAUUGCAUUUUAUAGGUUCCACAUUGCAGCUUAGAGGAACUAGUCCUAUAAUCCAGCCAUUGGUUGAUUCUUCUGGAAACAUUCUUGCUUAUAAUGGAGAAGUAUUUGGAGGAAUUGAACUCAGUAGCUUUGAUAAUGAUACUGAAGUUCUUUUGGAGGCUUUAGAGAAGGCGAACGAUUUAGUUCCAGAUGUUCUUUCAAUGAUUAAAGGCCCCUGGGCCAUUAUAUAUUGGCAGGAAAGCUCAAGAACUCUAUGGUUUGGUAAAGAUGCUUUUGGUCGGAGGAGCCUCCUUGUUCACUGGCCAACUGUGGAAGACCCUCGCUUUCUUCUAUCAUCUGUUUCACCAGCUUCUUCCGUUGCUAAUGGCUCUGGAUUGGAUUCUGAAAAUGGUGAUAGCAUUCAUAGAUUUUGGGAAGAGCUUCCAUGUGGAGUGUACAGCAUGUCUUUUGGGGUUUCAGAAUCCGGUAUACGUGGUGAAGUCACAAAGCAUGAAUGGAGAAAUAACAUGUGGAAAGAGUUGAUUGAAUGGGAAAGGAGUUUAGUUGUACCAAGACCUGAAGAUUUAUCGCUUAGUGUAAUUCAAGAAGAGAAAGAUAAUGUUCUUUCGAAGUUUUCAGAAUACGCGCAGAGAGUUUUGGUUGUUCUAAAGGAGUCAGUGAGGCGGCGAACUUCACUACAUAGCAUUUUUCAGGGAGAAAAAAAAGCUGUUCCAGUAGCUGUUCUCUUCUCUGGUGGAUUAGAUUCUAUGAUUCUCGCUGCACUGUUGGAUCAGUGCCUUGAUCCAAAAUAUGAAGUUGAUCUCCUUAAUGUUAGCUUUGAUGGUCCUAAUGCUCCUGAUAGGAUCUCCGCCAAGGCUGGAAUAAAGGAACUUAAAAAGAUUGCACCCUUGAGAAGGUGGAACCUUGUGGAGAUGGAUGCUGAUCUGCCAAAGCUAACCAUCGAGACAAAGCGUGUUAUGUCACUCAUAAACCCCGCAGAUACUUACAUGGACCUUAACAUAGGAACAGCACUUUGGCUUGCUGCUAGAGGUGAUGGUUGGAUUCACGAAGAAAGUGACAAUGAAGAAGAUAGCCAACGAAUUAGAUAUAAGUCUGCUGCUAGAAUAUUGCUUGUUGGCGCUGGUGCUGAUGAACAAUGUGCUGGUUAUGGUAGACAUAGAACAAAAUAUCGAAACGGGAGCUGGGCUGCCUUGGACCAAGAGAUGAAAUUGGAUAUGCAGAGAAUCUGGAAAAGAAAUUUGGGUCGAGAUGAUCGAUGCAUUGCAGAUAAUGGUAAAGAGGGGCGUUUCCCUUUCUUAGAUGAGGAUGUGAUAAAGACUCUACUUGACAUUCCCUUGUGGGAAAUAGCUGAUCUUGAGCAACCAAGUGGGACGGGAGACAAGAAGAUUCUUAGACAGGUUGCAAAGAUGCUUGGUUUACAUGAAGUUGCAAAGAUGCCUAAGAGAGCAAUACAGUUCGGGUCGAGAAUAGCUCGUGAAUCAAAUAGGAAGAACUUUGGAAGUAACCGAGCUGCUAACCAGGCCUCUGCCGGGAGUGUGAGAUUCAACGCACCGUGAGAAUGAAAGGCUCAUUUUAUCAAUAGACAACUUAGGGAUGUUAGAUCACAGUUUUGUGUUGUACUUUAGACAAAGGACUACAAUUUCAUGUUUUUCCCGUUUAAAAACUCGAUUUUGCUAACUUGAUACUGAUGCAUGUGAGUCGGAUGUGACAUCAUCAUCAGUUUUCAAAUGUUUGUUGAAAACUAUAAUAGGGUUAAAAUUGGAAAACUACAAGAAAACCAAAACACCUAGCGUAAUUAUCUUCUUCCCACGGUUUGGUUCUUAUCAAUCCCAAAGUCUGGUCCUUUCUUGCGUUUACUCUGAAGGAAAGCGAGGACAUCAACGGCGAUGAUACACGGCGAGCGGAAUCAGAAAUUGGCGGCAACGAGAGGGCAUUGCAAGCGCUUCGAGAACUCAUCGUCUUCCCUUUCCGCUACCCUCUCGAAGCUCGAACUCUUGGUCUCAAAGUAACCAUCCUUACACCUAAUCUUAGCUUUUCAGUUUAUGUUCAGGUUAAUAAUUUUUUUCUGCUUCUACUCGUCAAUGCAGUGGAACAGUGUCGCUUAGAGAAGACAUUGCAGCAACGGGUGUGUUCAACCGCCAUUUCUUAACCGCAAAGAAGUCGCUUAAACCGGCAUUGACAGUGGAAGAAGUGGAAGCUUACUCAUUGUUCAGGAAGUUGAAAAGAUCGGAUUCUAAACCGGUUCAGGUUGAAAAGAAGAAGGUUGAUUCCUCCUCCAGUGUUUUGGGUUUAGGGUUGUCAUGGAAGUUUAGUGUAUUGAGCUUAGUGUUGCUUGCUACUGGUGGAAACUAUUACUUUAACCAGAGUAAACAUGAUGAACUACUACUGUUUGCUCCUGCUGCUGCUACAUGAAUCUUUAAAAAGUCUCUUUUCUUUUA